AUGUUUUCGUGGUUGGUAGAGAAUGACGAGUAUGGAGAACAUGUUAUGUCAUUCGACAUGAGCAAUGAGGUAUUCAUAACAACACCUUUGCCUCCUCGUAUAAUUGAAAGGAGCUGUCCUGGUACUUGUUGGAAUAGCCUUAUGUUUCAUAAUAAAUCCCUUGCUCUUGAUCAUUGUGUUAGAGAUAGAAAUAAUGAUACCAAGACACAUAACAUAUGGGUGUUGGGUGAAUAUGGUGUUAAGGACUCAUGGACUAAUCUAUUUAAUGUUGGACCCCUUGAAUACUUAGGACCGAGUAUAAGAGGAUUUUGUAACAACAAUGGGGUUCUUCUCCAAGUAAACAGAGAUGGAUGUCAUCAUGAUCUAAUUUUGGUUGACCCUUCCAUCCGAAAAAUCAAAGAUUUGGAUAUUCAUGGGACAUCAUCAAUGCAGAUCCUUAACUACCAAGAAAGCCUAGCUCAAAUUAACGCAACUCCAUCUUCACGGAUAUUGGAUGGGAGUUAA
Ziziphus jujuba (common jujube) is the source of this 504-nucleotide messenger RNA. RefSeq lists its product as uncharacterized. Bases 1 to 504 code for a protein of 167 amino acids. The record is from RefSeq and is a predicted model, not a curated record. NCBI's taxonomy places the organism in Eukaryota, Viridiplantae, Streptophyta, Magnoliopsida, Rosales, Rhamnaceae. The transcript has a single exon.